UCCCUGUUACCAUUCCAUCUAGCAGUUUCUGGACGUUGUCAUAUCCUAGAUGACCCAAACGUUUGUGCCACAGCUCCAUCGACUGACAUUGCUUUAUCUGGACCAUCGCAGACAGUGAAAGAGGAGUUCUCUGUAGCUGCAGGACAACUUAAGCAUGAUAUGUCAGAUGUACGGUUUGGCCAAGUUGAUAUCACCCAGGAAAAAGAUCUUGGGAAGGAAUUUAAAAUCAAGGAAUUUCCAACAUUUAAACUUUUUGUCAAUGGUGACAGGAAAAACCCAACAGACUGCAAAGGAGUUAGAACAGCCUCUGCCUUUGUGACUUGGAUAAGCAGAAGAGUGGGACCUAGCUCUGUGUUAAUUAACACCACUAGCCAUUAUGAAUCUUUUAUUCAGUCAGAUAAAGUCACGGUUGUUGGAUUUUUUAAGGAUCCAGGGAAUAAGCUGUCCGAUCACUUCUCAGAAGCUGCAAGAGAUGUCCCAGAGUUUCCUUUUGGUCUUGUCAGUAAUGAAGAUGUUUUGUUACAUGUUGGUAUAACCGGGAAUAUGGUUGCAGUAUACAACAAGGAUAAACCUGUUCAUUAUUUGAUAUCGGAAGAGGAAAUUGAAAGUACAUUGGACCUAAUCCGAUUAAUUCGUACCUACAUCAUGGAUGUGGUAACAGAGUAUAAUUUGGAGACAUCUGUGUCUAUUUUUGAUGUCCCCAUCAACAGUCACAUUCUACUCUUCACAUCAAAAACAUCAGCCACCUUUAACACAAUGUAUGAAAACUAUGAAUCGGCUGCCCUGGAGUUUAGGGGAAGGAUUGUCUUUGUUUUGGUUGACACUGAUGAAACGCGUAAUGGACGACUUUUUGAGUAUUUCCGUAUCACAGAGGUUGAUACCCCAGCAAUUCGGAUUCUAAACCUAACAACUGAUGAGAAGUACAGAAUGCCGGCUGAUGACGUCAGUUUGGAAAAUAUCAGACAAUUUUGCCAGAAUUACUUGGAUGGAAAGGCCAAGCCACAGCGAGACAGUGAAGAUAUCCCCAGUGACUGGGAUAAACAUGCUGUAAAAGUGCUGGUGGGAAAGAACUUCAACAAAGUUGUUUUUAAUAAAUCCACUAAUGCUUUUGUCAUGUUUUAUGCUCCCUGGUCCAUAAAAUGCAAGGAGCUUUUUCCAGUAUGGGAAGAAUUAGGAAAAAGAUACCUAAAUAACAAAAAUGUGACCAUCGCCAAAAUAGACUGUACAGCUAAUGACAUCCAGCUCAUAGUUCUGGAUCGCUACCCCUAUUUCCGGUUCUUCCCUGCUGGAUCAGAUACCAAGUCUGUUCGCUAUACGGGAGAAAAGACUAUUGAAGCAUUCACAGAAUUCUUAGAAAAUGAGCUAAUAACAUCAUAUAAGGAAGAAGAGGAGUCAGGACAAUCAUCAAAUGAAGACAAUGUGAAGCUGAAGAAAGAAGAACUUUAGGAACUUAAACCUCUCAAUAACUCCACAUUUUUUAUUAUUUAAAAAAACUGCAUGUAAAGCAAAA
Molecule: messenger RNA, 1510 nt
Organism: Pseudophryne corroboree (corroboree frog)
Lineage: Eukaryota; Metazoa; Chordata; Amphibia; Anura; Myobatrachidae
Gene: PDILT
Product: protein disulfide isomerase like, testis expressed
Exons: 11
Biological process (GO): protein folding
Cellular component (GO): endoplasmic reticulum
Source: RefSeq, a predicted model, not a curated record